CUCUGGCUGUCGGAGAGUCCAGGAGAGGAGCUCACUGAAGUUCAUGUUUUCUUCUCGGAGAGUCGGUAAAAUGUGUCACUCCUCACUCUGCGGCCAGAGAACUUUUCCGAAGCUCCACUGAACAAGUUUGAAGACAUGGCAGCUUCUGAACUUUACUCCAAGUAUGCCCGUGUAUGGCUCCCAGAUGCAGAAGAAGUGUGGAAAUCAGCAGAGCUCAUCAAAGACUACACUCCCGGAGACCUGACACUGUCUCUGCAGCUGGAGGAUGGCACGACAGUGGAGCACAAAAUAGACCCUCGAACCAACAACCUGCCGCCGCUAAGAAACCCCAAUAUCCUGGUGGGGGAAAAUGACCUUACAGCUCUCAGCUACCUCCAUGAGCCAGCAGUGCUACACAACCUGAGAGUGCGCUUUAUCGACUCCAAGCUGAUUUACACAUACUGCGGAAUUGUCCUGGUUGCCAUCAAUCCUUAUGAGAGCCUUCCUAUCUAUGACACUGACAUCAUCAAUGCCUACAGUGGGCAAAAUAUGGGGGAUAUGGACCCUCAUAUCUUUGCUGUAGCAGAGGAAGCAUAUAAACAGAUGGCCAGAAAUGAAAGAAAUCAGUCCAUCAUCGUGAGUGGUGAGUCUGGGGCUGGAAAAACUGUCUCUGCUAAGUACGCAAUGCGUUACUUUGCCACAGUCAGCUGCUCCUCCGGUGAAUCCAACGUCGAGGAACGAGUUCUUGCAUCCAGUCCCAUCAUGGAGGCCAUUGGAAAUGCCAAGACAACAAGGAACGACAACAGCAGUCGCUUUGGGAAGUACAUUGCAAUUGGGUUUGACAAGAAGCAUUGUAUAAUUGGGGCGGACAUGAGAACCUACUUACUGGAAAAAUCUAGAGUCGUGUAUCAGGCCCAUGGAGAAAGGAACUACCACAUAUUCUACCAGCUGUGUGCCUCUUCACAUUUACCAGAGUUCAAAGCCUUCAAGUUAGGUUGUGCAGAUGACUUCCAUUGUACUAACCAGGGUCAGAGCCCAGUCAUAGACGGAGUAGAUGAUGCUAAAGAGAUGUGCAAUACCAGGAGGGCUUUCUCGCUUUUAGGAAUUGGUGAAAGUGAUCAAAUGGAAAUUUAUCAAAUUCUGUCAGCUAUUCUCCACCUUAGCAAUGUGGAGGUGAAAGAUCACUCUGCAGACAGAUGCAGCAUUUCGCCAGAUAAUUCCCACCUGAUAGUUUUCUGUGAGCUGAUGGGAGUGCCCUGUGAAGAAAUGGCCCACUGGUUGUGUCACAAAAAGCUCAAGACGACCACAGAAACCUAUGUUAAGUCUGUUUCCAAAAUGAAUGCGGUCUACGGCCGAGACGCCCUAGCCAAGCACAUUUACGCCAGACUCUUCAGCUGGAUUGUGGGCAGGAUUAACCAUGCCUUAAAAUCUGCAGUAAAGCAGCACUCAUUCAUUGGUGUGCUUGAUAUUUAUGGGUUUGAAACGUUUGAUGUCAACAGCUUUGAACAGUUCUGCAUCAAUUAUGCCAAUGAGAAGCUUCAACAACAGUUCAACCUGCAUGUCUUCAAACUGGAGCAGGAGGAGUACAUGAAAGAGGAGAUCCCUUGGACAUUAAUCGACUUCUAUGACAACCAGCCGUGCAUUAAUCUCAUUGAGGCCAAACUGGGCAUCCUGGACCUUCUGGAUGAAGAGUGCAAGAUGCCCAAAGGCUCUGACGACACGUGGGCACAGAAACUCUACAACACCCUCCUGAAGCAGAAUGCUCACUUUGAUAAACCCAGGUUAUCAAAUAGAGCUUUCAUCAUCCACCACUUUGCUGACAAGGUGGAAUACCAGUGUGAGGGCUUCCUGGAGAAAAACAAGGACACAGUCAAUGAGGAGCAGAUAAAUGUGCUGAAACAUAGCAAGUUUGAUUUGCUGCUGAAGCUGUUUGAGGAUGAUGAGAAGCCAACAGGUUCUCCUAGCAAACGUAGCAGCGGCACUGGAAGAGCUGGACCAUCUCAGAGGGAUAAUAAGAAGACCGUUGGGCUGCAGUUUCGACAGUCCCUGCAUUUGCUGAUGGACACGCUAAAUGCUACAACUCCUCACUACGUUCGCUGCAUCAAACCAAAUGACGAUAAAGCUCCCUUUACCUUGGACCCUGUGAGGGCUGUGCAGCAGCUUCGAGCAUGUGGCAUCCUGGAAACAAUCCGGAUUUCAGCGGCAGGCUUCCCAUCUAGAUGGACCUAUCAGGAAUUCUUUAGUCGUUACCGGGUCCUCAUGAAGCAGAAGGAUGCUCUUCCUGAUAGGAAACAGACCUGCAAAAAUCUCCUGGAAAAGCUUAUAAAGGACCAGGAGAAGUACCAGUUUGGCAAAAACAAGAUCUUCUUCAGGGCUGGUCAGGUAGCUUACUUGGAGAAGCUGCGGUCUGACAAACUGCGUAUGGCUUGUGUCCGUAUACAGAAGACGAUCCGCUGCUGGCUGGCCCGCAAAAAGUAUCUGAGGAUGAAGGAAUCUGCCAUUACCAUUCAGAAACAUGUACGGGGUCACCAGGCACGCCGUUAUGUUGAGUUUAUGCGGCAAACCAGAGCAGCUGUUAUCAUUCAGCGCAAUGUACGAAUGUGGGCGAGAAGGAGACGCUACCAGCAGCAGCGUUCUGCAGCUCUCACUAUUCAGUGCUUCUGGAGGGCUUACCUGGCCAGAAAGCAGUACUAUAAGUUGAUGUAUGAGCAAAAAGCUGUGGUCAUUCAGAGGUGGGUAAAAGGCUGGCUGGUCAAGCGACAUUACAGACGCAUCCUUGCAGCCGUCAUCCUGUUACAGAGUUGUGUGCGUCGCAUGAGGGCCAGAAAGGAAUUAAAGAAGCUGAAAGUGGAUGCGCGCUCUGUGGAGCACUUCAAAAAGCUCAACGUUGGCAUGGAGAACAAGAUUAUGCAGUUGCAGCACAAGCUCAUCGAGCAGCAUAAAGAAAACAGAGAGCUCAGUGAGAAGCUGAGUUCUGUGGAGAAGACCCAGAACACGGAUAGAGAUAGACAGAGCAAAGAGAUAGAAAACCUACGUAGAUCAGAGCAGGAGGCCAGAGCCAAGGCAGAAACACUUCCCUCCCUGCUGGAGCAGCUCUCUUUCCUUCAACACGAGCUGGAACAAACCCGCAGAGAGAAAGAAGACCUAGAGGAGCACACAAAGGCCUACAAGGAGCAGACACAACAGGUGGUAGACGAGCUUAACAUGAAGAACACAUCGUUGAAUAACAACAUAGAUGAGCUGAACAAGCAAAUCGUUGAACAAGCCCAACAGUUGACAGAAAUUAAAACCAAUGUUGACAACACAAAACAACUGGAGAAGGACUUGACCGAGGAGCGUUCUCGUUACCAAACUCUACUGAGUGAACACCUGCAUCUGGAGGAGCGGCAUCGCGACCUGAAGGAGGAGAUGGAUCUCAACAUUAGCUCAAGUAAAUCCACUCACAAGAGGACGGACUCCAACUACAGCAGUAACUCAUCUGAGUUUAGUCAGAGUUUAGGCUCUACUGAGGGUGAAGACAGCUCAGCACAAACAGAGGAUGAGACCCAGACUACGGUUGACCUGCCAAUCCUCCUGAAGCUCCAGAGAAGAGUGAAGGAACUGGAGCAGGACAAACAGUCACUAUUACAGCAGCUGGAUAAAAGAGAAGAAGCCCAGCAAGAGAAGGCAAAAGAAGUGGAGGAGCAGAGAACUGUUGGCAGAGCAGAACUGGACUUGGAAACACUAAAGCGACAUGAGCUGGAGUCUGAGAACAAGAAAUUAAAGCAGGAUCUAAAUGAGCUGCGAAAGUCUCUAACCACUGAGAGCACUGAUUUAAUGCCCCCUGCUCCUGGCUCGAUGCCCUACGACGUACUGAUGGAGCAACUCACUUCUUCCAAUGAAGAGCUGGAAAUGCGAAAAGAGGAAGUGCUGCUCCUUCGCUCGCACAUGGUCCGCCAAGAGGCUCUUAAACAUCGGGAUUCUGUGCUGGGAGAAGCUGUGAAGUUAGAUCUCAGUGAAAUCCCCUCAUUUCAAGAUGUUGACAGAUCUACUGACAUCCACACACUAAAUGAAGAUGGAGAACUGUGGCUCGCUUACGAAGGCCUAAAAGAGACCAACAGGCUUCUGGAGUGCCAAAUGCAGGAGCAGGAUCGUGUUCACAGUGACAAGUGCAGGACGCUGGUUGAGGAGGUUAAGAAGCUAAAGGGUGAAAAGGAGCAGCAGCAGAAGCUGUUGGCUCAGAGUCUCCUUUUGCCUGAAGAUGCUCGAAUUGAGGCGAGCCUGAAUCAUGAGAUCACACGGCUCACCAAAGAGAACCUGGAACUCAUGGAGCAAGGAGAAAAACAAGACAAAACCAUACGCAAGCUGAAAAAACAGCUUAAACUUUACAUGAAAAAGGUUGAAGAUUUUGAAGCGAAUGCCAAGCGAAAGAGUAGUGUCUCUGUGACGAACGCUUCCGUCAGAGCAGUGAAUAUCACACGCAAGGAGAAAGAGUACCGGGGCAUGUUGGAGUACAGGGAGGGAGAUGAGAGCUGGUUGCUUAAGAAUCUGGUUACAGAUUUGAAGCCUCGUGGUGUAGCAGUCAGCUUCACGCCAGGACUUCCAGCCUACAUCAUCUUCAUGUGCCUGCGAUAUGCAGACAACGUGAAUGAUGAUCAAAGAGUCAGCUCUCUGCUCAAUGCCACCAUCAGCAGCAUUAAAGGGGUCAUUAAGAGAAGAGGAAAUGAUUUUGAAGUGGUGUCUUUCUGGCUGGCCAACACAUGCAGGAUAUUGCACUGUCUGAAGCAGUACAGUGGAGACGAGGUCUUCAUGAUGCACAACACUCCUAAACAGAAUGAGCACUGCUUGGCCAAUUUUGAACUGUCAGAGUACCAGCAGGUAUUUGGUGAUCUGGCCAUCCAAAUUUACCGUCAGCUCAUCAAAUGCAUGGAGGACAUCCUGCAGCCUCUCAUAGUGGCAAGCAUGCUGGAGCACGAGACAAUCCAGGGCGUGUUAGGGUCCAAACCAACAGGCCUGAGGAAGAAAAGCCCAAGCAUCACAGGAGAGGAGGCUGUUACAGUGGAGGUCCUCCUGCAACGUCUCAGCCUCUUCCACAGCACAAUGAGUCAGCAUGGGUUGGACGCAGACCUCAUUAAACAGGCGGUCAAGCAGCAGUUUUACAUCAUCUGUGCGGUCACACUUAACCACUUGCUGCUAAGGAAGGAAAUGUGCUCCUGGAGUAAAGGCCUGCAGAUCAGGUACAAUGUUUGGCAGCUGGAGGAAUGGCUGACAGAGCGGGAGCUGACUGACUGCGGAGCAAAGGAGGCUCUGGAGCCUCUCAUUCAGGCUGCACAGCUUCUACAGAUCAAGAAGAAGACUGAAGCAGAUGCUCGAGCUAUCUGCACCAUGAGCACUGCCCUGACCACAUCACAGAUUCUUAAAGUACUGACCUUGUACACCCCAGUGAUUGAGUUUGAAGAGCGAGUGACAACUGGUUUCAUUGAAACUAUUAAAAACCUUCUGAAAGACAGAGGUGAGUCAGCCGCCUUAAUGAUGGACACCAAGAAAAUCUUCUCUGUCACCGUCCCGUUCACACCGUCGUCUGUGGCUCUGGAGACCAUUCAGAUCCCUGCGAGCCUUAAACUGAGCUUCCUGACCCGAAUUUAAAUCAGUGACCUCUGACACCUUCUUCUCUUCUUCCCUUCUCCUCAGAGUAAAAACACCAAACACUGUUUGUCACCAAAGUUUGUAUCUAGCAGAAUAUUUUUAUGACAGCAUUAGCUCCAGCAAUCUGAUCAAAAAUCGGAUUGGCUGCUUACACACUUCUGCGCGUUAUGUUUUUAGUGUUGCAAAGCCAAAGAAUAGUAACUACACAAAUAGAAUAUGCAAAAAACGUCUCUUAAAGGUCAUCUCUUGCUACACUUGGGGCAACUUGUGUUGCUGAAUAUUUUGUCAACACACUGGCUCAGUCUUACGUUCAUGUGUCGGAUAUUUCUUGCUAUAGUAUAUAAAUUCAAAGAAUGAAAUGUGACAUUUGACAUUUAAACAUUGGCAAAUGACAUCCCUCUGCUUAUUGGGGUCUAUAAACGCAUCCUGAAAACUAUGAAUUGGAGUGUCUCAGUGGACAGAUUUAAAAAAUACACAAUCAUGAGACAUUUUAAAAUGUUAAUGUGUGUUUAAUUCACAUGUUAAAAAUGUAUUGGCAUAAAAUUCAGGAACUCUAUUUCUAGAGCUACUUAUGGUAUGGUAAAGAAACAAAAAAUAAUUCAACUGUAUAUGUAUUUAACUGAUACUAAAUUAAACCGCAACUAUUUUGAUAAACA
This is a messenger RNA of Amphiprion ocellaris (clown anemonefish), 6260 nucleotides long. Its product is annotated as unconventional myosin-Va-like. NCBI's taxonomy places the organism in Eukaryota, Metazoa, Chordata, Actinopteri, Pomacentridae. Gene Ontology annotation, biological process: vesicle transport along actin filament; actin filament organization. Gene Ontology annotation, cellular component: actin cytoskeleton; vesicle; cytoplasm. Gene Ontology annotation, molecular function: actin filament binding; microfilament motor activity; ATP binding. The transcript has 40 exons. The coding region runs from base 136 to 5604 and encodes 1822 amino acids. The record is from RefSeq and is a predicted model, not a curated record.